This is a messenger RNA of Lithohypha guttulata, 1755 nucleotides long. RefSeq names its product chaperonin (gene HSP60). NCBI's taxonomy places the organism in Eukaryota, Fungi, Ascomycota, Eurotiomycetes, Chaetothyriales, Trichomeriaceae. Gene Ontology annotation, cellular component: mitochondrial inner membrane; mitochondrial matrix. Gene Ontology annotation, molecular function: ATP-dependent protein folding chaperone; ATP binding; protein-folding chaperone binding. The coding region runs from base 1 to 1755 and encodes 584 amino acids. The transcript has 2 exons. Gene Ontology annotation, biological process: protein import into mitochondrial intermembrane space; protein refolding; mitochondrial unfolded protein response. The record is from RefSeq and is a predicted model, not a curated record.
AUGCAGCGCGCCCUAUCCUCCAGCGUGCGCUCAGCACUUUCCUCGACUUCCCCAUAUUCUCGAGCGUCUGGUCGAAGUUUGCAGCAGCUGAGAUUCGCACACAAGGAACUCAAGUUCGGAGUAGAAGGACGAGCAUCACUGCUCAGGGGUGUUGAUACAUUGGCCAAGGCUGUCGCGACAACAUUGGGUCCAAAAGGUCGAAAUGUAUUGAUAGAAUCGAGCUAUGGCUCACCUAAGAUCACAAAGGAUGGUGUCACAGUUGCCAAAGCGAUCUCGUUACAAGAUAAAUUCGAGAACCUCGGCGCACGACUACUACAGGAUGUGGCCAACAAGACCAACGAGUCGGCUGGCGAUGGUACAACCACUGCUACUGUCCUAGCGCGAGCCAUCUUCUCUGAGACUGUGAAGAACGUCGCAGCCGGCUGCAACCCAAUGGAUCUACGAAGAGGUAUUCAGGCCGCCGUUGAUGCCGUUGUCGACUUCCUACAAAAGAACAAGAGAGACAUCACUACAAGUCAAGAGAUCGCGCAAGUGGCUACAAUUUCUGCCAACGGAGACAAGCUCGUUGGUGACCUCAUCUCGAAUGCUAUGGAGAAGGUCGGCAAGGAGGGAGUUAUUACAGUGAAGGAAGGCAAGACCAUCGAUGACGAGCUGGAAGUUACUGAGGGUAUGCGAUUCGAUCGAGGUUUCCUCUCCCCCUACUUCAUCACCGACACAAAGAGCCAAAAGAUUGAGUUCGAGAAGCCCCUCAUCCUCCUAUCCGAGAAGAAGAUCUCCGCUGUUCAGGAUAUCAUUCCAGCCCUCGAAGCCUCUACUCAGCUCCGUCGACCGCUCGUGAUCAUCGCUGAGGAUGUUGAUGGCGAGGCUCUUGCGGUCUGCAUCCUGAACAAGCUGCGAGGUCAGCUACAGGUCGCAGCUGUCAAGGCUCCAGGUUUCGGUGACAACAGAAAGAGCAUUCUUGGUGAUAUCGGCAUCCUCACAAAUGCUACUGUCUUCACUGAUGAGCUGGACAUCAAGCUUGAGAAGGCCACUCCAGAUAUGCUCGGCAGCACUGGCAGCAUCACAAUCACAAAGGAAGACACAAUCAUCCUCAAUGGUGAGGGUAGCAAAGACUCGAUUUCUCAAAGAUGUGAGCAGAUCCGAGGUGUCAUGGCUGAUCCAUCCACUUCUGAGUAUGAGAAGGAGAAGCUACAAGAACGACUUGCUAAGCUUUCUGGCGGUGUCGCAGUCAUCAAGGUUGGUGGCUCAUCCGAAGUCGAGGUCGGCGAGAAGAAGGACCGAGUUGUUGAUGCACUGAACGCUACUCGUGCCGCGGUCGAAGAGGGUAUUCUACCUGGUGGUGGCACUGCCCUAGUCAAGGCUGCCGCAAGUGCUUUGGACGGCGUCAAGCCAUCUAAUUUUGACCAGCAGCUCGGUGUUAGCAUUGUCAAGAAUGCCAUUCAGAGACCUGCCCGAACCAUUGUUGAGAAUGCUGGUCUCGAGGGAUCAGUUGUCGUUGGCAAGCUACUUGAUCAAUACGGCAAGGAGUUCAACAAGGGCUUCGACUCCUCCACUGGCGAGUACGUUGAUAUGAUCCAGGCUGGUAUCGUCGAUCCUCUCAAGGUCGUGCGAACAGGUUUGAUUGACGCUUCUGGUGUUGCCUCCCUGCUAGGUACUACUGAGGUCGCCAUCGUUGAGGCACCAGAAGAAAAGGGCCCUCCAGCUAUGGGUGGUGGCAUGGGUGGAAUGGGAGGUAUGGGCGGCGGAAUGUUCUAA